This is a messenger RNA of Helianthus annuus (common sunflower), 762 nucleotides long. RefSeq lists its product as uncharacterized. The transcript has a single exon. Bases 1 to 762 code for a protein of 253 amino acids. NCBI's taxonomy places the organism in Eukaryota, Viridiplantae, Streptophyta, Magnoliopsida, Asterales, Asteraceae. The record is from RefSeq and is a predicted model, not a curated record.
AUGCACCGUGCUGGAUUUGAUCUUUAUUCAAAAGUUUUGGAUAUUGUGGAGAAUGACUCGUGGUUAUGGCCGCGAGCUUGGUUAGACUUAUUUCCAGUUCUUAUUAAUAUCCAGCCUCCUAUUAUUCAAGCUCAUGUGGAAGAUUCUUUUGUUUGGCGUCAUCAUGAUGGUGUUGAGUUUGAUCAUGCUGCUUCCAUUGUCUGGGAUACACUGAGAGCUCGUAAUGACAGAGUUCCAUGGGUUGAUUUGGUAUGGUUUGCUAAUUGUAUCCCAAAGCAUGCUUUUCUACUUUGGCUGGUGUGUAAAAGGAAGUUGAAGACUCAAGACAAGCUAAGGCAAUGGGAUGUUAGGGGUGCCACUAACUUAAACCUGCUUUGUUGCUCGUUAUGUCAGUCGGGUCCGGAUUCACAUGAUCACUUAUUCUUUGAGUGUUCGUAUGCUAUGCAGGUUUGGUCUAUUAUUAGACCUUUGGCUGAUAUUCAUACAUCCUCUUUUAAAAUUGGCGACAUCAUGGAGGGAUUAUUGUCUAUUCCUAACAAGAAUUCGGUGAGGAGUAUUAUUGGUCGCUUGCUUUUGGCGGCUUCUUCUUAUUUUAUAUGGCAAGAGCGUAAUGCUAGAUUGUUUAACUCAACGAGGAGAUUGGCUGAUAAGCUUGGUGAAAUUAUAGUCUCCACGGUCCGGUUGAAGCUCGCUUCAUUGAAGAUUAAGAGACCUAUGACGGGUGUUAGCUUGUUGGAUAAAUGGAGAUUACCAAUGACGUAG